AUGGCGGAGUGCUUACCCGAGGGUCCUGACUUAAAGGACAUGAACGAGGAGGAGUUGUGGGACCUGAUUAACGAUAACCGUCACGCCAUCUCGAUCGGCGUGCGGCCAUGCCUGCUCAUCCCGUACCUGAGGCAGGCGCGCGUCCUCACAGACCUGGACGAGGAUGAAAUCCUCACCUGCCUAAAACUCAGCAACAGGAGCAUGAGGACCAGUCAUAUGUUGGAUAUCCUGCGGACUCAGGGUCGUAAUGGUGCAGUGGCCUUGUUGGAAAGUCUAAUGAUCCAUUACCCUUCACUGUAUACACAAAUCACAGGUCGCAAACCCAGCACAGAGCCCUCAGGCUUCAGCGGUCUGAUUAAGUACUCUGAGCUCACAGAGUACUUGGUGAGGGCAGUCACGGGCAUGCAGAAAGAGCUGCAGGAGGCGAGACAAGAGGCAGCCCAGCUGCGCACGCGCUGCUGUGGGAUGGAGGUGGAGGUGGCGCAGGCCCUGCAGCAGGGGGAAGAGCAGGGUCGGCUGCAGGCGGAGCACGCGCACAUGCGCAAUCACCUGGCGGGCCUGCACCGCGACCUGCUCAAGCUCAAGGACGAGAAGUGUGACCUGUACGUGCGUUACGCCAGCGCGGUGGAGGAGAGGUCCGCAGUCGACAUCCGCUGCCGUGACCUCCAGCUGCAGGUGUAUCAGCUUCAGUGUGAGUUGCAAAAGGCCCAGACAGAGACAGACUUUCAGAGACGGCGUUCAAUCAAGCACAUGUCCUCCAGCGAGACGCAGCAGCUUAAAGAGGAGCUAGCAGCCGUACGAAGGCAGCUUCUUGAGGCUGAGAAGUUUACUCCGGCCAAGCAGGAUAUCUUGGCUCAGGAUUUGGAGGAAGAACGGGACGGACGCUAUCAUUUAGCUGAGCAACUGAGGCGUCUCACCGAGGAGAAUGAGCAGCUGACCAGAGAGAGAGAUAAGCUGUUGGAAGAGAAGGAGUGCCUGGCCCUGCAGGUACAGAAGUUGUCUCUGGAUUGUAAGAUGUACCAGCAGAAAAGCACAGUCUUCCAGAACCAGCUGGGAGAGCUGCAGGCUGAGAGGGACAGGGCAUACCUCUCUCGGGAUGAUGCCCAGGCCCAAAUAGCACGCAGCCUGGCUGAAAAGGACACUUUGAGGGGCCAGUUGGUGGAGCUGCAAGAAAAGGUGUUCUCCCUGAGUGCCUUGAACAACCAACAGAGAGAAAGGCCUCAAAAAUGCAAAGAGUGGAACUUCAGCUGGGAGAGCAGUAAAGAGUCAUGCAGUUACUGCCCCCCCACAAGCUCCACUCCACGUACCAGACUCCGUCGCAUGGAUGCUGUACACCCAGACUUCGUCAGGAGCUAUGAAUCUGAGGUGUGUUUCAGCGAGGAAGGACUAAGCAGUGUUCGUUCUAGUCUUGUGGAACCGCCCGGCUCUGAGUCGUUUCGCAGGAGAGACAUAGACCUGCACUUUAACAAUGACAGGCAAGACACGACGGGUGACUCAUCGCUUUCCGUUUUGGAUUUGGAAAGUGACUUUGUUUUCAUUCCUAAAGAUGAGGUUGAAGAAGUAUCCUCAGCAUCUCUGCUCUCUUCCACCCCUACCCAAAAGAGUUGUUCCUCUGACAGUGUCUGCAGAGCAUCAGCUCCUCCUUUCCUGGUGCGGCGAAGACCCCAGGCCGUACGCAUCACCGGGCGCGUCUUGACUCUCUCCCUCCAGGGGGAGGUGCUACUCUCCCAAAUUCAGAUUGUCGGGGGCAACAAAACAGGCGUCUUUGUGCACCAGGUCACCGAGGGGUCGUCCGCGCAUGCCGCGGGCAUCAGCCGUGGAGCGCAGAUUCUGGAGGUGAAAUAUGAGCAGGAGCGCCGCGCACUGCGAAUGGUUCUUGAAGACUCCACCCUGGAGGAGGCUCUGUGGGCCCUGGGCCAGGUACGGGGGCCCUGCCAUCUGUCACUGAGGCCCAACCAGGAUGCCUAUGAGAAUCUACUGCAACAGCUGAAGAAUGGUGAAAUCACAUCGGGUGACUCUUUCUAUGUGCGGGUUAACAUGUCUUUGCAAGGCAGCACGAUGGACGCCCUCCAUGUGACCUGCAAUGACAUUCUGCAUGUGACAAACACGCGCUAUGGAAACGACGGCUCCUGGUGGGCCAGUCACGUCCACUCCUGUCAGCUGGUCGACCUGAAGAGCGGCACCCUGCCAAACUACUACAGAGCACAGAGGCUGCUGAUCAGGGCAAUUGAAGACAUGACCUUCGAACACAGAUCGUGCAAAAAGAUGGAGCGUGUGCAGGAUCAGGGCAAACAGAAAGCCGUGAGGAUCGUCAGUACACGACGGCAGGGCAGAAACCCACUGUGGAUCAGCGUGGAAGAGGACAGCACUGAGCAGGCCAAAGAAUCUAGCGAUGGCAGCGCUCCCAGAAGUUGUGUCACCCUCAUGCCGUACACUCUGGUCACUCCUCACUACCCACCAGUCUGCCGCCCUGUCCUCCUCCUUCCCACUGUCCUCGGCCGCAUCCUGAACAGAAAACUGGGAGAGCAGGAGGGCUACCAUCUUUGUGAACCAGAUCUCCUAAGCCCCAGCGAACGUGCGGUACGUGUGCAGAAAGGGGAGGUUUUGGAGGACUCUGAUCCAAACACACACCGUUGUUACACCCUCCAGGGAGUGGAGAAAAUCAUGAAACGGGGAACUCAUUGUGUGCUGCCUCUGGGACUGGACUGCGUGCGACGCCUUCACAAAGCUGAGAUCUUUCCCAUCAUCGUCUUCAUCGCCUCCACAGAACGCAGCGUCCGCAGACUCAAGAACAAGCUCCGUCAGAACUACCUGUCUGAGGCGCAGCUACUGGAAUGUUACCGUAACGAGGAACCUCUGUUGGACAAACUGCCCUGUCUGUACCGCACGGUGCAGCCAGACAGCUGGAGCGACAGUGCCUCCCUGGUGGACACAAUCCUCACCGUUGUCAGAGAGGAACAGAGGAAGAUAGUGUGGCUGGAACCCGAGCUGUGGUAA
Chanos chanos (milkfish) is the source of this 2997-nucleotide messenger RNA. RefSeq names its product caspase recruitment domain family, member 14 (gene card14). Bases 1 to 2997 code for a protein of 998 amino acids. The record is from RefSeq and is a predicted model, not a curated record. Gene Ontology annotation, cellular component: cytoplasm. Gene Ontology annotation, molecular function: CARD domain binding. NCBI's taxonomy places the organism in Eukaryota, Metazoa, Chordata, Actinopteri, Gonorynchiformes, Chanidae. The transcript is spliced from 20 exons. Gene Ontology annotation, biological process: regulation of apoptotic process.